Messenger RNA from Pseudopipra pipra, 3787 nucleotides. It is a transcript of the gene TBC1D8B, whose product is annotated as TBC1 domain family member 8B. The record is from RefSeq and is a predicted model, not a curated record. Lineage: Eukaryota; Metazoa; Chordata; Aves; Passeriformes; Pipridae. The transcript is spliced from 21 exons. Bases 246 to 3623 code for a protein of 1125 amino acids.
GGGGGCUGCCAGCGGGGCCCCCCCGCACCGGCAGCGCCGCCACGCGUCCCCGGCCGCGCAGGGCCCGACGGGAGCUGUAGUCCUGAGGCAGCAGCGCUGCGAAGCCCUUUCGGCGGCGAGGACUACAGCUCCCAUCGUGCCUCGGGGCGGCCCCCCCACAGCCUCCCCCCCCCCCCGUCUCCCCUGCCUGGCACCGCAGCUGCGAGCGCGGAGCGGGGCCGGGGCCGGGGCGAAGGGGCUGCGCGAUGUGGCUGAAGCCCGAGGAGGUGCUGCUGAAAAAUGCCCUCAAGCUGUGGGUGCAGGAGCGCUCCAACCAGUACUUCGUGCUGCAGAGGCGGCGGGGCUACGGCGAGGAGGGCGGAGGCGGGCUGGCAGGUCUUCUCGUGGGAACAUUAGAUGCAGUGUUGGACUCUACAUCAAAAGUGGCCCCGUUUCGCAUCCUGCACCAGACUCCAGACUCUCAGGUCUACUGGUCCAUCGCGUGCGGAUCCAGCAGAGAAGAAAUAACAGAACACUGGGAGUGGUUAGAACACAAUGUUAUGAAGACCUUAUCUGUAUUUGAUUCAAAUGAAGAUAUUACGAGCUUUGUCCAGGGAAAGAUAAGAGGUUUGAUUGCUGAAGAGGGGAAAAGUUCUUUUGUAAAAGAGGAUGAUCCUGAGAAGUUUCGUGAAGGUCUUAUGAAGUUUGAGAAGUGUUUUGGAUUGCCAGAGCAGGAGAAGUUGAUAACCUAUUACUCGUGCAGUUACUGGAAGGGCAGAGUGCCCUGUCAAGGAUGGCUUUAUCUUAGUACCAACUUCCUUAGCUUUUACUCAUUUUUGCUUGGAGCCGAAGUAAAACUUAUUAUCUCCUGGGAUGAAAUAUCAAGACUUGAGAAGACUUCCAAUGUGAUUCUGACAGAGAGCAUUCAUGUAUGCUCCCGUGGGGAAGAUCAUUAUUUUUCCAUGUUUUUGCACAUUAGCGAAACAUUCCUUCUUAUGGAGCAGCUGGCAAACUAUGCUGUUAGGAGACUUUUUGACAAAGAAACAUUUGAGAAUGAUCUAGUCCUUCAUGACCCUCUGCAAAUCACCAAGAGAGGCCUAGAGAGCCGUGCCCACAGUGAGCAGUUUACUGCAUUCUUCAGGCUACCUAAAGAAGAGACCUUGAAGGAAGUUCAUGAGUGCUUCUUAUGGGUUCCUUUCAUUCAUUACAAUACUCAUGGAAAAAUGUGCAUUUCAGAAAACUACAUCUGCUUUGCUAGCCAGGAUGGCAGCCUGUGCAGUGUGAUCAUUCCACUAAGAGAGGUCACAGGGGUGGAUAAGGCAGAUCCAGCCAGCAGAGGAGUCAGCAUUAGUACCAAAGGAAAAACAGCUUUUCGUUUCACGGAGCUUAGAGAUUUCGAACAGCUUGUGGCAAAGCUCAGAAUGAAAUGCAAUGCACCUUCAAGUCCACAGCACAUCAUAACUACAGAGGUUGCAGCUGGUUCUGCCUCUGAUCAUAGGAAGGAUUUUGAUGCAGGACCAUCAAAGAUGGGUCAGAGAGAUAACAGCAAAACAGUCGGUACAGAAGCCUUAAUGACUGUCUACCAUCCUCAGGAUGCUGAGAAUCUUGACUCUAAAAUGUUGAAAGAAAAAAUGAAGGAGCAGUCAUGGAACAUCCUCUUUGCCGAACGGGGACAUGGUGUCAGUAUGUUUCGAACAAAGAAGACUCGAGAUCUGGUUGUAAGAGGGAUCCCAGAGGCCUUAAGAGGAGAGCUCUGGCUGCUCUUCUCAGGUGCUGUAAAUGAUAUGGCAUCCAACCCUGGUUAUUACACCGAGUUGGUGGAAAAGUCCUUAGGAACGUGCACUUUGGCUACUGAUGAGAUUGAACGGGAUUUGCGUCGCUCCUUACCCGAGCAUCCUGCUUUUCAAAGUGACACGGGAAUUUCUGCACUCAGGAGAGUUCUUACAGCUUAUGCAUACAGGAAUCCUCAAAUUGGAUAUUGUCAGGCAAUGAAUAUUCUGACAUCAGUGCUUCUACUGUAUGCUAAAGAGGAGGAAGCCUUCUGGCUUUUGGUUGCUGUGUGUGAAAGGAUGCUCCCCGAUUACUUCAAUCGUCGAAUCAUUGGUGCCUUGGUAGAUCAGGCAGUGUUUGAGGAGCUCAUCAGGGUUCACCUGCCUCAGUUGACAGACCACAUGACGGACAUGACUUUUUUCUCCUCGGUCUCUCUCUCCUGGUUCCUUACCCUUUUUAUCAGUGUGUUGCCUAUUGAAAGUGCAGUCAAUGUGGUGGACUGUUUCUUCUAUGAUGGAAUAAAGGCAAUCUUGCAGCUGGGCCUCGCAGUGCUGGAAUACAACAUGGAGAAGUUGCUCACUUGUAAGGAUGAUGCAGAAGCAGUCACCGUUCUCAACAGAUUUUUUGACAGUGUCACUAACAAAGACAGUCCUUUGCCUCCAGCUGUGCAGCAAGGCUCCAACCUCAGCGAUACAAAGAGUGACCACCCCAAAGUGGACAUCACUGAUUUGAUUCGAGAGUCAAAUGAAAGAUACGGUGAUAUUCGCUAUGAGGAUGUGGAGAGCAUGCGCUGCAGGAACAGGCUUUAUGUGAUCCAGACCUUGGAAGCUACGACCAAGCAGAAUGUGCUACGUGUUGUGUCUCAAGAAGUAAGAUUCAGUCCUAGUGAUCUUGAAGAGCUUUAUGAAUUGUUCAAGAAGGAGCACUUUCUUUCCUGUUACUGGAGCGUAAACAGUCCUGUCUUGCAACAUCAUGAUGCCAGUCUGCCGUAUCUUGAGCAGUAUCGGAUUGAUUGCCAGCAGUUCAGGGUUCUCUGUCAUCUCCUGAGCCCCUGGUCACACUGUGCAAACAGAGACUCACUUGCACUGUGGACGUUCAGACUAAUGGAUGAGAGCUCCGAUUGCCUUAUAAACUUCAAACAGUUUGCCUGUGUCCUUGAUACCAUGUAUAAUGGAAGCUUCACUGACAAACUCAAGCUUCUUUUUAAGUUGCACAUCCCUCCAGCUUUUACUGAAAUAGAAUCUCUAAGCCCUUCCAAAGGGGAUGAUCUUUCAAAAGAUGAACUGAUUCACUUCAGCCAACUCAAUGUUUCAUCCAUUGGGGAUAGUCUUGGAAGUGGUUCUUUGAAGAGCAGCCCAGAAAAAGCGAAGGGGAAGGUUGAUAUUCAGGCAUAUCUGAAGCAAUGGCAAGAUGAACUUCUUAAAAAAGAAGAAAACAUUAAGGAUUUGCCAAGAAUGAAUCAGUCUCAGUUCAUCCAGUUCUCAAAAACUCUGUACAAUCUGUUCCAUGGGGAUCCUGAGGAGGAGCUGUUAUAUCGGGCUAUCGCGGUGGUUACCAGCCUCCUGCUGAAAAUGGAAGAAGUUGGGAGAAGGCUGCAGAGUCCUGCAUCACCAGUCCCAAGUCCAGUUCACAUUACAGAGGUGCCUGCUGAAAUCCCCAGGGAAGGGCAGGAGGAAAGCAGCUCAGAGCAGACUGAAGGCAGUAGAGCACAGAGUUUGAGAGGGAACCAUGAAUGGUCUUUUGCCUUUGAACAGAUUCUGGCAUCCUUAUUAAAUGAGCCGGCCUUUGUGAGAUUUUUUGAAAAACCUCAUGACAUAAAAGUUAAAAUAGAGAGUGCUAAAAAUUUACAACUUAAAGCAAGAACCAGAGUGUAAUUUUCUUUACCUUUGACUCUGAAUUAACCACAAAGCGCUUACAAAUGAAGGUUGCAACUAAGGAAAUCAAGUCUGGUGUUUACAUAGAGAAAGACAUUUGCAGAGUUAGCUUUAAAUAUCAGAUUACUGGUAUGUAAUGUAAAUAAAAAUAGUUUGAAGCACAA